Penicillium longicatenatum is the source of this 2139-nucleotide messenger RNA. RefSeq names its product NADPH cytochrome P450 oxidoreductase family protein. The transcript has a single exon. Lineage: Eukaryota; Fungi; Ascomycota; Eurotiomycetes; Eurotiales; Aspergillaceae. The coding region runs from base 1 to 2139 and encodes 712 amino acids. Gene Ontology annotation, molecular function: FMN binding; flavin adenine dinucleotide binding; NADPH-hemoprotein reductase activity. The record is from RefSeq and is a predicted model, not a curated record. Gene Ontology annotation, cellular component: cytosol.
AUGGUAUCCUUCGCGGAACUCGCACAGAUGAACCUCUCGCCAGAGACUCUGGCCGAGCUUCAAAAAUAUGUGACACCGACCGGUAUCGCUGACUAUGCUGCUUUAGCCAUCAUUGCCGGUGUCUCAGCAGGGUAUAUGUCACGAGGAACCUUUUGGGACAAACCUGACCCGCAUUAUCAUCUCUACUUUGAACGUCCACAGUUGAAGAAUGGUGGCCAGGCUGGUGUAGGUUCUAACAAAGAGACAAGAAAUAUUGCGCAAAAGCUAGAAGAGACUGGCAAGAAUAUUGUCGUCUUCUGGGGAUCACAAUCCGGUACCGCCGAGGGCUUUGCCAACCGUCUGGCCCGAGAAAUUGCCGUUCGAUGGGGCCAGGAAUGUAUGUCGGCGGACCUGUCAGACUACGACCCAGUCACAAUCUCCGAAAUCCCGAACACAAAGCUCGCGAUCUUUAUCGUCUCGACGUACGGCGAGGGCGAUCCAGCUGAUAACACUGCAGAGUUCUGGAGCUGGAUCACCAAGGCUGGUGAUGUCUCGCUAGCCAAUCUUCAAUAUACUGCCUUCGGCUUGGGCAAUUCCAACUACAAAUUCUACAACAAGGUUAUAGAUGUCAUCGUUGAAGGGCUGGAGAAGUUUGGUGCAAAAGCCCUGAUGCCACUUGGCAAAGCCAAUGAUGCCGAAGGUGCCACUGAGGAAGACUUUAUGGCUUGGAAAGAUAGCCUGUUUACAGUGUUCAGAGACAAAUUGGGCUUCAAAGAAGUGGAAGCCACAUACGUUCCAAGCCUGAAGGUCGAAGAAGAUGAGUCAUUGGAGCCUAUAGACCUUCAUCACGGGGAACCAAGCAGCCAGGUCGAUACUCCCAAGGGAGCCACUCAAUCCUCACCUAUUCGAAGCUUGAGCAUCGUCAACUCUCGAGAGCUCUUCACAUCGUCCGACCGCAACUGUCUUCAUAUGGAUGUGGAUCUGAGUAAUCAGCCAGAUUUGACAUACAAGACCGGUGACCAUCUGGCCAUCUGGCCCGCCAAUCCAGACUCAGAAGUAGAGCGUCUAUUCGAGAUCCUCGGUCUUACCUCUCGCUGCGAUAUUCCAGUCAUCAUCACGCCAGUCGAUCCAGCAACAAAGAUCACACUCCCGACCCCGACGAGUGCCAUCGCCAUUCUCCGCUACUACUUGGAGAUUUGUGCUCCUGUCAACCGAGACAAUGUCCGCGAUCUCGCCCAAUUCGCACCUACACCCGAGGCAAAGACAUACCUGAUCCAGUUGGGCCAGGAUAAAGAUUACUACGCAGAGUUCAUCAACCGAACCCACCUCAACCUCGGUCGUCUACUACAACUUGCCUGUCCGGGCCAGACGUGGACCAAGAUCCCUCUCUCGUAUCUCGUCGAGACGCUACCGCACAUCCGUCCACGGUACUACUCUAUUUCCUCCAGCAGUGUAGUCUCUCCUCGGAAACCUUCCAUCACAGCCAUUGUCUCCACAACUCCCCUUCCAGAAAAUACAAGCGAGCUGGUACACGGUAUCACGUCGAACUACCUCCUCGCCAUCUCCCAGCAAGCCCACUCCCAGCCCCACCCACAUGGCAUCUCAUAUCACCUCAACGGACCCAGCGACGUCCUCCAAGGUGGUAAGGUCUUCGCUCACAUCCGUCGAAGCAAGUUCAAGCUCCCUAUAACGGCCAAGACACCAUUGGUGAUGGUCGGUGCCGGAACGGGCCUUGCCCCAUUCCGAGCAUUCCUCUCAGAACGUUGCCAGGUACAGAAGAUCGGGAAGGAGAUUGGCCAAAUGAUUCUCUUCUUUGGGUGUCGUAAUCCCGACGAAGAUUUCAUUUACCGAGAUGAGCUUCAGGAGAUGCAGGAAAUACUCGGAGACAAAUUGCGUUUGGUGGCUGCUUUCUCUAGACUUGAAGGUACGCCACGGCAAUACGUACAGGACAGGGUUUCUGAGUUUGGGGAGGAAGUUGUAAAGCUUAUUGAUGAGGGUGCCAGCUUCUACGUUUGCGGUAGAGCUGGUAUGGCACGCGAAGUGGAGAAGGCGGUUGGCGUCACCAUGCAAAAGACUAAGAGGUGGUCUGAAGAGGAAGUUAAUAAUUGGAGCAAGGCAGUCAAGAAGAAGAACAAGUGGCAAGAGGAUGUUUGGGGAUGA